AUGCAAGUCUGGUUGAAAUACAGUUUUAAGAUGGCGGCCACUGGUAUUCCAGAGUUCCUAAAUUCUAGGUGAGAGGGAUUUGUAAAAUUUAUCUGUAUUGCUGUCCCGGAAUACGGAUAAUCGAACGCAACCUUUAAAAUUCCGGAAAUUUAUCAUGAUUACAAUUAUACUUUGAUAACACUAUCCUUCUGUUUCCUCUCCAAUUCUAGAUUUAGAUAAUUAAUAAAGGACUUAAAAGAGCCUGUUGAUCAUUCCACCGGCUUUUUGCCACAAAUCGCUCCCCCCCCUCUCCCACCCCCCGCCGCUAGUCACUUGUGUACAUGUAGAACCUAGAACUCGAAAUCAUUUAUCAGCAGAUGUAAAAAAACAGCAUAAAAACACUCGAACAGCUCAACCAAGGCAUCUGCUAAAAUGUUUUCUAUGAAAACAAUACUUUCCGUCAGGAUUUAUCUGAAAUAGUUCUGCUCGAGCCAUCCACGAAGUCAUUAUCAGCCAUUGUUCUCAAACGGACAAUAUGAUUUAGGCCAAAGGUAAUCCGGCCAGUUCCUGGUUAUCAAUCAGAAUUAAGUUAAUUCAGUUACAUAAAAUAAAAAAAAACUGUGCCAAGGUAAAGUUUUCACUCGAUAGGACUUUGGUAACUGAAUUUGAGGUAGACGAGUCGAGAGCUACUUCAUGAAAUAUGCUAACACUAAAACGAUGUUUACUUUUUAUUUAUUUAUUUAUUUAUUUACUUAUUUAUUUAUUCACUUAUUUAUGUCUGUUAUCAUUUCAUUGCUUAAUUCCUUUCAAUUUUUGCAACAUUUAAGUUUAUCCUUGUAAAUCGUGAGCCACAUCUGCAGGCAUUGCGGACCUAUUUUAACAUUUACUUUGAGCUGGCCGUGGAGAAAUAAGUCUCAUGACGAUUUUUAGAAUUUUUUUCCAAACCCUUAAAACGUAAUUUCCACCGAGCUUUCAAAUAAGAACUGGAGCUCAGAAAAGCAACUUCAAAACCACGAAAGCAUUCUCCGCUUGAGUUGGAAAUAUCUCUGUUUCGUCGUGAGGUCUAUCCUGUUGACACGGACACUGAGGGGGAAGUAAACAGUAUCAAAAAUACAAAGAAAAAAGAACACAACAAGAGCAUUUCCACAUGACGUCACGGCGGACACAUUGGUGUCCCAAUACAAUGAAACGGCGGCCAUGUUGGUGUCCCAAACCAGUCCUGAAAGUUUUAACCUUCUUCUCAUGUAAAAACUCUCGUCUGUUCCAAUAAAUUUGCAAAGCUGCUGGCCACUUGAGUGAAAAAGCUCUAUAACAUAAGAUUGGUGAAAUAUAACCAAGGGUGUACGUAUCAUCUCACCUUCCGGGGCCCUCAGGACAAAACUUAAUGGACAAUAGGCAAAGUUGAACAUCCGCAAAUAAGAAGCAAAAGGUAACGGACAAUGAAAGCACUUGUGUGUACUUUAAAAAAGAAGGAAAAUUAACAAAGGAGAUAAAGGAACAGGAAAUAUUGACAAUCAUAUCCCCGGAUGAACAAAUCGUUUUACAUUUAAAAAAAUGCAGUUUACAGCCUAAGCCAAUUUGGAGGUUCGUGAUAAAACGCCGCAUUUCGACAGGUAUAAGAUGGACAUGGCUGCAUACGCAAACCGCAAAAGGAGUAUUUGUACAGUAGAUUUUAUCCUUUAAUCGUACAGGGCAGCACUUAGCCCAUCUCGGCGUGUGGUAUCAAUUCAUGUGAAAGAACUAAGACUAAAGAACGCCUUCAAAAUCCUGAAAAUCCCUUCACCAGAAACAAGAACUGCCAAAAUCCUGUAAGGAAUGUCAUGUUUACGACUGCUGGUCUAUCGAACGCUCUAGAUUUCAAGCUGGAUACCAUUUCUUAAAAAAUUUUACUUUGAAAGGACAGUUAUUUACAAAGAAGGCAUUUAGUGACGCCAAUGGUUCAGAUUUGAUUGAAAUUUAAGCAAAUUAAUCGAGUGUUUAUGUGUCGAAAAUGUGUUCGGCUCCUAUAUUAAUUGUAUCUCAUACGUUUUUAUAACAAUUCGCACUUUCCCUUCUCUCAUCUAAUGACUUCCGUUUAUUAUCCACUAUCCCACACAGCGUCAAAUAAAAGCUCCCAGUUAGGCCGACUGAUAUAAACGGAUUGAAAAGCCUACGGCCCAGAGCCAAUGGGCCAGUUCCAGCAGCUUAGGAAAACAAUAUCCUGUGAACUGAUCCAUGAUGCUUUUUGGCCGUUGAUAUUACAUGAACAUACGUGUAUUAAGUGUUCAUUGAAUUAAGAAAUUGGUCAAACGAUACCAAUAACCUCGGAUGGUCAACAAGUUCGCAUCGUGGUAAUUGUUUUCUUUUUUUCUCAAAAAAGGCGUACUUAUACAAAUUAGAUCGUAGGGAGUGUAGAAGAUUUACGGCACAGUAUUAGAUACACGGUGUGCGCGAAAAGCAAGUCUGGCUAUCUCUCGACUGGUCGAUAAAUAGAAAUACCACUAAAAUUUGGCUUUUUUUCUAGGUUGAAACUUAAAAGAUCCUCCAAGACAGCGAUGUAUAUUUUGCCAGUGCAGAUUCUGGUUUUGUUCCUUGCGACAUUUGGAAAACAUUGUUCAGGUGAGAAUAAAAAAAUGCCUAGUUUAAAAGUAUUUGGAUUUCCUGCCUAGCUGUAGGCAAUAGAACUUUAAGUGAUUAUGGAACAGACUGUGGCCUUAGUUAAUUUCCAAUCGAGAAUUGUGCAAUAGUCUUUAAACAAAUUAUAUAACUUAAUCAUAUGUAACAGCGGGUUUACCGUAGGUUACAAUGGUCGGAAAUGAAAGACGAUUUAAAAACAAACUUAGAAGAACCUAGAACGCAAGAAAUACAUUUUUGUUGACUUUUUCUUUAUGACAUGCGCCAUAGUGUACUAAGCAUUGCAUUAGAAAAGUAGCGAACAGACAAUGGAAUUAUUUUGUCAUCACAAUCAUUCAGUUGACAAUGCAAAAUAGUUAUAUGGCGUGGCAAAGCAAAACUUUCAACGAAAGUCAACUUGCCAAUUGAUACAACACCCACAUGAAGUCUAGCUCAGCUUAGUAUUAACUUUUAUCGUCCUUUAUGGAAAGCGGAACCGCAAAAAAAAAAAUGUUGAGUUAUCGAUUAUAAAUUUCGUUUGAUGCAAAAAGAUGAAAUUAAUGAAUAGUUGAAAAGAAAACACUCAACUCAGCAAGGAUGGGAGACUGCCGCUUUUUGGUCACGUUUAAGGCGGUUAAGCCCUAGUUCGCACGGAAAGAGGAAAAAGGCGUUUUCGAACCUUUAUUCGACUUUUUGCUAUCUCCUAAUAAUCCUUGUGUUGUUUAUGUAUCAUUUGUUCCGAUUGCAUGCCCUGAAGGUAGGUGGAAAACAAGUCUAUGACAUUGACGACAUCCCUCUCUCAUUACGUCUACAGCUUAGCAUAUUUUGACGACACCCUUUGACAAAACAAAAACAACUUCAAGUAGAACAGCACGAUUGCGCGCUGAGUGGCCAUUUCUCAUUACGACGAAACGGAAUUUCUGUGGCUCUGUUAAUCGGCUUACCAAGUAAACUGAUAUAUCACCAGGUUUUCCGUGGUACUAGUUUAUUGAGAAUGCGAAAAGGCAUUUGGCAGACUAGAAGCCCUGGGCUGUGAUGCCAAUUCCCUUGACAUAAAGUUGUAACUGUACUCCCUCGCAGACAUUAAAGGUGAUGCUAAUAAAGCUUGCCUUACGGCCUUUUCCUUUACAAUAAAAGUCUUAAGUUUUUCCUAAUUACUUGUCAGGUAAGAAACGAUUUCUGACUGUCCAGAAAACAAAACACUUCCGUCAUUAGUAGUAUCUACCAGUAACACGUACUUCUUUCCCAAGCCCAAUUUCAAUUUCCUGUCUUUUGCUACAUGAGAUUGUGGAAAAUAUAUAUUGACCAGAGAAAAAAGGCAAAAGGUUUCCGGAAUUUGUUUUGUCAUUAUUCCUACAUUUCCAUCUGCUUCUUGUCUCAUCAGAACAAGGACCUACAAAGUUUCAAAGUGAGAUUGCGUGAAGGGUAUACAUUUCAUUGCCACACUCUCUUGACAGGAGCGUUCACUGCCAAUUGUUGCAAAAAGGCCAGCCUGUCAUUAACACUUAAUUUUUCAAUUUUCCCUCCUUCCUGUCUUUGAAGCUUUAUAGCAAAUUUUUAAUUUGCUAACAUCUUAAAAAUGUAUUCAAUUCUGCUUGCGAGCUAAAACACCAGUCUUUGAAAAAGUGUGAGAUAGGCUUGCUUUAUUGAAAGAAAAAAAAAAGACAGAGAAAACAAACUUUGAGAGUUUUUAGGGCAAAAAGGUGAUGAAACCGAAAGAGAAUAGGUUAAAGGAUAAUUUAAUCUCAAUAAACGGAAUUACAGAGACGAAAUCCAGAAAACUACAUUUCUGCACGAAACCUUAGAUAUAUUAUUAAUUGAUGUUUCCCUUCCACGAUAGUUCGAAAGUCUCUCAGGAAAAGAGCUUCUUUACAUAUCUUUCUUGUUACAGUGUAAAUCAAGCCAAUUAAGUGCCACACCUUACGUGAUUCUUGUACACAAGGGGCGUUCGGCGUCUAUCGAGAUUAUAACUCCGUCUAUACCUUUCCCCUGAGGUAGUUUGACUAGUGGUUAUUUGCCGAGAAACGCGGAAAGAAUCGUGUUCCGUUUUAACUCUUAAUUUGCUUAUUUAUUACUAAUCUGGACUGUUAAUUUUUUUCAUUGUAGUUAUCGCCAGGAGUUUAUCACAAGAUGCAAGUUCAAAAGGUGAUGCUUAAAGCCUCUAAAGUAUUGUUUUUGUAGUAACAAGAACUUGCUAAAUGCGAGUCAUGAUUUAAAAUUCUUUUUUGUUUUAAUCAUUAUAGAUGUGACCAGCUGCGUAAUCAAAGGAGAUCGGAACCCGCACCCCAUAAAUUCUUCUUUCAUUACAAGCGACUGUACAUUGCAGUGCUAUUGCAGCGUCAGUGGUGUGGUUAGUUGCAUGGAACUCUGUCCACAAGCGUCACCUGUUCAGUGCCCCCCCGGAUCAGAGCUUUAUGAGGAUGAGGUUCCAGUUGGUUCAGGAGGAGUCCAUUGCUCUUGCAAACGGCAAUAUUGCGUCCCACUAAACGGUACUUUUUGGCAACAUACUUACCUUGAUUAUAAUAAAGAAGGAAAACGCAGCGAAAACAACUGAGCACUUGCGCCUUUCAUCCAGAAGUAACAGUUUAUUAGAGAACUGGCCGCUUUUGUUCAAAAGGUGCGCUAUUCACCGGAUAAAUCUCUAUCCACAGUACAGCGCAAUAUUUAUGCACUGGAUAUUAUCCAGUGGAUCAUGAUAGCGCUAUCCAGCUUUUGAACAACUCAGUCCUAAGCAUUUAGAUUUUCUCACGUUUGGCUAAUUAGCAAUUGCCCCGGGAAGAGUUUUAAACCGGCUUAUCAUAAGUUGCGCAAAACAAUCCUCUACAGACAUCAUUCAUACAAAGAUAGAUUUCGCUUGUCUAAAUUCUCUUUUCCUUUUCAACCUCUGAGGAAAUUAAGGCUAGUUUCCGUACACCUCAAGGCGAGAGUUGUUUUCGUAUUGCUCUUUAUUUUACGGUUUUCGAUCUGAACAUCCGCAUUCACUUGCCAGGGAACUGUCGAGUGUACUAAAUCAAAAGUUCAACUAGCGAAGGCACGCGGUUACAGUAAUCCUUUUUGGCUGGUUUAAGCGUUUGGCUUGUUUGCCAAAAACUAUUCUUCGAAUCACUUUGGUUGAAGUUGACAUGACCUUAAAGAUUAAUGCAGCUGUUUUGCGUGCUGUUUCUCGGUACUUUCUUUGUACAAAUUUUGUAACCUUAUUAAGCGCAAUAUAAUACAUUCUAGGAAAGCCUGGUGUAAUAACUCCGAAAAGUAAAUACACAAUACACAGACACCGCGGUUAUUAACCAAUUGUGAUUUAAGUAUGUAUGGCGCUAGCACGGUUAGAAAAUAUUCUAUUUAUUCACUGCCAGAGGAAGUUAUACCACAUGUCUUGAAACACCGUUGGCAAACAGAAAUUCCCUCAAUAAAUAUGUUUCGAUGAAGUUUAAUGAUGCACACUUAUUCAUUGUGCCGUGUUCUGUUAGCUUUUGAAUCUCGGACACUAUUACAUCAUUAGAUGUGUAAGUAGUAAAACCCUUUAAGCUCGUGUUUAAGAAGCAAGCAUAUGAUAUCGGAUAUGUACUGUAACAAGUCGGCCUUUUUGAGCAUACUCUCCUCUCCUCUAAUCCUCUUGACUUAAAAAGCCGCAAAGAGAGUUACUUGUAAUUCUACCUGUAAGUGGGAAAUCAUUUUCUUUCGAGUGCCGCGCUGACUGAUGUCAUUCACAUCACGUUUUGAGCAAAUAAAGGAGCAUUUGCUUCUUAUUUGGUGUAAAGACCAAGGUUCGAGGUCGCUAGUUAUCAAAAGAGCGCAAAAACUUCACCUAAGAACCAAUUUGGUCCUCUUUUCUCGCUUUAGCGCUUUUUAAUUAACCAAUUAACCAAGUGUAGUGUAAAAUGUGUGCGGUAUUAUUCGCGAAGGCCGGAUGUUUGGCAUGUAUCAUGCAAUUGAGUUUUGCCUUUUUUUGUCUCUGUAUAAAGUCAUACUACUGGAAGAAAAUUUUCCGUUUUUGUUCCACGUGAAAACUUUUUUGCAUUUUCAAUCAUUUGCUGUUUUGAUCCAGUGGGCUUUCCGAUGGGAUUAUCGAAAGCAAUUCGAAAUUUCAACUCGAUAAACGAACGCUAAAAACUGACCUUAAUUUAAGUGGGCGAUUUACGGAAGGAUCUCAUUUGUGCUUGGCUGUGGAUUACCGAUUGUACUAAAAAGCUGUUUCUGAGUCGAUAAGCCCACCCAGCUCGGGUUCAGCUUUAUCUUGUGUCGCACGAAAGUCUCCCGAGCUGUUUACACACUUCUUUGUUUCUAUACCUUCCUACCUUGGCAGCACCACGUAAUUUUCAAUAAGUCUCUUUUCGUAUCCAGGCGAAGAAAAAACAUUAAGCAAUUUAAUAGUAUUUUUGUUGUAUGACGUCCUGACCAAUACACAUACAUCAUCGAGGGUAAAGAAAUCAGGAAGAUUCACGCUAAUUAGUUAUCAGACAUAAAUGAAAAAUUAAAUUUACUUUUAGACGUAAGGAGAUUUUCCGCUGCAAAUGUUUUGAACGUAGGAGCCCUGGCAUGUAGGAGAGUAAUAACAUUUAUCAUAACACACAAACACACACAUCAGCCAAACCUUUAGGGCCAGCCUAAUCCUUAGGCGUUCUCGGCUCGGUCAAUCCUGGACUCUACCGUGAGCUGUGACGUCGCCCAGAGAGACCAGGGAGUAACAUGGCAUGCGAUGCGACGGCAUUGAGAACGGCAAAAAAGCAAUAGGUUUGGAUAGUCAAAACAACAACUUUGCACAUGGAUUACGCUUUUUUGCACAUUUCUUAGCCGUCGUUGCACGACUACAACGUAAAAGUGCCUAAUUUUACGUUUUGUCUAGGACGGGAACAUAAGACAAUAACUUUCUUAUUCUUUUCCUGAACUUUGACACAGUCCUUUACAAUUCAACUCCAAAAAAUUUGUCACCACCUGACGAAUUAAACAAGAUGGAAUAACCGCGAUAAAGUUUGAGGCAGGACGAAUUCACUUAGACAACGAAACAAGAGAGAAUGGCUAGGGACUCAAGUCAAGUCAAUUUUUAUUUUAACUCACAGAAUAUUAAUUAAUACAAAUCAGUGCUUUUAAAUAUAAAAAUAAAAGAGUGCAAAGGAAAACCAUUGAAAGAUUCAAUUUUAGGUCAAUUGUGCAGAGUUUGGGAAACCUAAAUAGUUCAUAGAACUAACUGAGUAGGUCACCCAAAACAAGAAUGAGAUCGAGUAGAAGGAAUAAAGUGACAAAAUAGUUCUUUUAUAUAAAAAGUAUCACUUCAUUAAUUAAAUCGUAGUUAAAGAUAUAUAAUCAUAGAACUUUAGGAAUUCAUUACAGUAUUAUAACUGGUUUUCUUUUGGUUUUUUCGUUUGUCAGGCAUCUUGUUAAUCAAAAUGAAUUAACACUAUUUAAAACUUGGUAAAUUAGACGAAAACAGGCUGCUUUUAUAGGGCAAAAUGUCUUAUUUAUCAAGCACAGAAAAUAAAUAUUUCCCUUGCGGUCCUAAAGGGACUGAAUAAACAGAAAAACAAAAGGAGUGACACCUUGGGCGCGAUCCAUUCAACCAAAAUUCCAACCGGUCCGACCGGGAAAAGAGGACCACCUCAAAAGGUGGACCCGUUUUUCCGAAACUUUUCCGGUUGGACCGAACCGAUCCAUUGAGUUUUGGACCGAAAUUUCCGAAAAGUUUGGUUGAAUGGAUCGCGCCCCUUGUUUUAGGAACUUUAUGUCUUUAACUAACCAUAAUCACCCGAAGCGCGGGGAAAACAGAACAGGCGCGUGAAAAGGUCACGAUUAAAUAGCUUCACCACCCCUUUACUGAGAAAUGGCACGGCACUUUUUUGUUUAGGCUGUAAACAGUUCCAGUUCUUCAUGCACUGAAAAUAACUUGAUAGUGACCAACGUUUGAUCGUGAUGCCCUCAUUUUAGAUUAUGCAGCAACCGAAAUCUAGUUGGAGUCUAGUUGGGGACGUGAUUUUCCAAUAAGGUUCGGAAGUGGUAGCUUAUCCCAUAAACCAAUGUGGGGACUCCAUGCAGGCCCAGCUAGUGCACAGAUCGAUAUUGACAAUCCCUUGUUUUUCGGCGCCAAAAAGAGAAACUACUCGCUCAUUUUUAUAUCGCAAACUAUCAGGCAUAAAAGUGGAAAUUCAGAAAUCACGUUUUAUUUACAGAUCUCUUUAAUUAAGAGGAUUGAAAAACCUACUAGUUAGCUAUAAUGUCUUCUCUUAUUUUUCUCUAGUUUUCUGCUACAGUCCUGAUACCAACAGAAAAUACAAAGUUGGCGAGACCUUCACUUUAGGAAAUUGCUCAAAGAGUUGCAGGUGCAAUGAGAACGGGGAAAUAUUGUGUACACCCAUGUGUCCAAAGAUAAAGAAAUGUGGCAGGGGAAAGCGACCCAAAGGGAGAGUCAUUAUUGCUUUGGGAGAAACACGAGGGUGUUCUUGUGAAAUACCGGAAUGUGUGCCUGGUGAGUAAGUUGUCAUGACUGCAACCACAUAGGAGACUGUAUAAACCCUAUAAUUGGGACAUACUGAUUGUUUUAAGAAAAAUAGGGUGAACCGAGUCUGCAAAUACAUCGGCCGCCUUUUAUCGCUUCCCGCCACUCAGCAAAGAGGAGCCUUCUAGAGGCGCUGUAUUAGUAGACUGGGAUGUUCUUAGACAAUUAAGCUCAUCGGGAAAACUUUGAAAUUCUCCAAACGUUCUGAAAUAGUCUUAAUCUUACCAGCAUUAUGCAGGACUUGCAAUGGAAAAUCGAGUUCUCGCUUUGGGCCACGAAGUUGCUUGUAGUAUUUGUAGUAAUGGAACUUGUCUAGUUAGAAUUAGCGAUUUGUUCCCUCCCAAUGACGAAUUGACUCACAGCAUCCAACAGGAUGCUGUGUUCUUAGUGAUAUUUUAGGACGGUUGGCUUUCCUGGUAAAUGCGGCGUCAGAAAUCAGAAUUACUUCGGCCCUGGGAUAUUUGAUUUUCUUACUGGAGUACAAAGGUUUACUUCAUCAUGAAUUUGAAUCAAUCAUUUUUUCCAGUGGGUUUAACAAAUCCGGAUUUGUCUGUAUUGUGAUUUUAAACUUCUUCUAACAUUAUCAUUUCAUUUUAGUUCCCAAGGAAAAGUUUUGUCGAGUAGACGGUAGGCAAUACAGGCGUGGUCGCGUGUUCAUCACCAAAGAUUGCAGGCUCAAAUGCCGUUGUAGGAAGAAUGGGAAAACUCGGUGCAGGCCUUUAUGUAAAACAACACCAAAAAACCCAGUGUGCAAACCCGAUGAAAGACUAGAAGAUAUUCUCGAAUUUUUCGCUGGGGGAAGGUGCAUGUGUAAAGAAAAGGCGUGUUUACCAGAAAUUAGUAAGUUAAGCUGA
This is a messenger RNA of Porites lobata, 9909 nucleotides long. NCBI's taxonomy places the organism in Eukaryota, Metazoa, Cnidaria, Anthozoa, Scleractinia, Poritidae. The record is from the annotation of a GenBank genome assembly.